CCCCGGCGUGCCCUCCCCGGCGGGCGGACUGGCGGACCCAGCGAGGAUCCUGCAGUUGAACGCCUGCUUUGAACCGCGAGCGGUGGAUCAAGUCGGGUUAAGCCACUUAAGAGCAGCCGCUGUGAAUGGCGACUUAGUCGAGGGGUGGUGGGCUGACUCCAUGAGAGAUGACGGAGGAAGCCAUCGUGAUCGCCAAAUGGGACUACCAGGCCCAGCAGGAGCAGGAACUUGACAUCCGGAAGAACGAGCGCCUCUGGCUGCUGGACGACUCCAAGACGUGGUGGCGGGUCCGCAAUGCCGCCAACCAGACGGGCUACGUGCCAUCCAAUUACGUGGAGCGGAAAAACAGCCUGAAGAAGGGCUCCCUGGUCCGGAACCUCAAAGACACCCUGGGUCUUGGGAAGACAAAGAGGAAGACGAGCGCCCGCGAUGCCUCCCCGACGCCCAGCACCGACGCGGAGUACUCGUCCAACGGCAUGGCGGGUGGAGCCGAACGCAUCUACGACCUCAGCAUCCCGGCACUGGUCAAGUUCGCCUACACUGCCGAGCGCGAGGACGAGCUGACCCUGGUGAAGGGGGAGAGGGUUGUCGUCAUGGAGAAGUGCAGCGACGGCUGGUGGCGGGGCAGCUCGGGGGGGCAGGUGGGCUGGUUCCCGUCCAAUUAUGUGCUGGAGGAGCAGGACGGAGAGGCGGCUUCAGUUGACUCCACCCGGGGACAGGGAGGAGGCGGGUACCAGAGGGUCGGCGGGGCCAUGGUGACGGCGAAUGGCCAGUCAGGCCUCGGCAGGGUUCUCCACACGGUCCAGACGUUGUACCCGUUCAGCUCGGUGACGGACGAGGAGCUGAACUUUGACAAGGGCGAGGUCAUGGAGGUCGUGGAGAAACCGGAGAACGACCCCGAAUGGUGGCGCUGCCGGAACGCGCGCGGCCUGGUGGGCCUGGUGCCAAAGAACUACGUGGUGGUCCUCAGCGACGGCCCCGCCCCCAUGGGUUCCACCCCCUCCCUGCUCCACACGGGGCCCAAACGCACCGGCAAGUUUGCCGGGAAGGACUGGUACUACGGCAACGUGACGCGGCACCAAGCGGAGUGCGCGCUCAACGAGCGAGGGGUGGAAGGAGACUUCCUGGUUCGAGACAGUGAGUCGUCGCCCAGUGACUUUUCCGUCUCUCUGAAAGCCGUGGGGAAGAACAAACACUUCAAGGUGCAGCUCCAGGACAGCGCUUACUGCAUCGGCCAGCGGCGUUUCGCCACCAUGGACGAGCUGGUGGAGCACUACAAGAAGGCACCCAUCUUCACCAGCGAGCACGGAGAGAAACUCUACCUGGUCCACCCCCUUCAGUGACCUCUGACCCCGUCCCACCAGUACACACUCAAUGCUAACACACAUGUGACGGACCACUAGCCAACUUUUUCGGUUUCCACUUCCUUGCUGGAGAUGGUUGGUUUUCCGUUUGUUUGUCUGUUUGUUUGUUUUUCCCGGCCUGGACAUUCAGACGUCUCUGUCAGAUCGACCACACGUUUGACCCGAGUCGUAGGUGUAGUCGGGUUGCAGCGAAUCGACCUUUUAAUCCAACAUGGAAAUAAAACGCAAAGAUACACCCCGUUUUGACGCACGUCAAUCUCUGUGGUGGUGCCGCUCGUAGGUGAAGUCACCUUGGAACCUUGGUGCCCGUCGCACAGCGAGCCGCCAUUUUGGUGGAAAUGGUGCUCACUACUGGAAGGGACCUUGAGACAAAAUUUGCUUGUUGACAGAUACCCAUCUGUCCUCCCAUAUUGUCCUUUUGAUUCUUUAAAUAUCCAGCUGACGCCUUCACCAAACGACCAUUUCAGAAGCACUUCCUCUUUUUUUUUUGCCACUACUGACGGCGGCACCACAUGUUGCAUAAAACGUCCUUCCCCUCAUCUUGUUAUUUCUCCCGUCUCUCUCUCUGAGCAACACGAGUAUCGAUGCUGUCGUUUGCCUCCAGCGUUGACCUUCAUCGACCCUGACCCGUGGAGCAAACGUGCCGGCCUUCUAACCUCGGACAUAAACGAACGCUACGCUUCCCGGUGGAGGCGGUGUGGGCGGGGGCCGAAAACGCAGAGAGACUUUACUGAUCGAUUUGCAGUCGACCGUCUCCCUUAUCAGUUCGUAAUGAACGUCCGUGAUGUGUUUUGACCCGCCCAGGAACGGAGGAACAGAUGACCCUGUUGUAUGAGAAGGGUGCUGGAGAAG
Molecule: messenger RNA, 2216 nt
Organism: Lampris incognitus (smalleye Pacific opah)
Lineage: Eukaryota; Metazoa; Chordata; Actinopteri; Lampriformes; Lampridae
Product: cytoplasmic protein NCK2-like
Exons: 5
Coding region: 168-1343 (391 amino acids)
Biological process (GO): negative regulation of PERK-mediated unfolded protein response; negative regulation of endoplasmic reticulum stress-induced eIF2 alpha phosphorylation; positive regulation of translation in response to endoplasmic reticulum stress
Molecular function (GO): protein binding
Source: RefSeq, a predicted model, not a curated record